AUGGCUACGAAACAGUCGGAAGUGCCCAACUUCACCAUCAGCGAUUAUGUCAAGUUCUUUGGCGCAGGCGCCCUCGCUGCGACGUCUACUCACGGUGCCGUCACGCCAAUUGAUGUUGUCAAGACACGAAUCCAGGUCGACGAUGCCUUGAAGGGAUACAACAUGCUCUCAGCCGGUCGCAGUAUCGUCGCCAAGGAGGGUGCUUCGGCGCUUCUGACUGGCUUCGGUCCAACUGCAGUGGGCUACCUCGUACAGGGUGGUGCCAAGUUCGCUGGCUACGAGUUCUUCAAGAAGAAGUACAUCACUAUGCUUGGAGGUCCUGAGAAGGCUGUCGAUCACCGAACGGGCGUCUACCUCACUGCCAGUGCAUCAGCCGAAUUCUUUGCUGAUAUUCUUCUGUGCCCGCUCGAGGCUACGCGAAUUCGACUUGUUUCGCAGAGAGGAUAUGCCGAUGGUUUACUUUCGGGCUUCACAAGAAUGGCGCGUGAGGAAGGCUUUAAGGGCUUCUACUCUGGCUUUGUUCCUCUGCUGUUCAAACAGAUUCCCUUUGCUGUCGGUCAAUUCUCUGUUCAUGAGGCUGUCAACGAGGUCAUCUACCGUGCAAUGGGCCCCGAGCGAAAGGAGAAGCUCACGCAGCUCGAGUCAACUGGAGUAGAGCUUACGUCUGGUAUUACCGCCGGUGCUGCUGCCGCCAUUCUCUCUCACCCUGCCGAUACCCUCUUAUCAGCCAUCAACAAGGGCGCUGGUGAUAAGAGCCAGGGCGCGACAAGUCGCAUGUUCCAACUUGCGAAAGAGUUCGGACCCAAGCGAUUACUUCUCACUGGACUGGGACCUCGUCUCGUCAUGACAUGCGGUCUCGUCGGCGCUCAGUUCGUAGUGUACGCUCAGUGCAAGGCUCUCACAGGAGCACCGCCAAGCAUUGAGAUUCACAAAGAGGAGUCACUAUGA
Molecule: messenger RNA, 948 nt
Organism: Fusarium subglutinans
Lineage: Eukaryota; Fungi; Ascomycota; Sordariomycetes; Hypocreales; Nectriaceae
Product: phosphate transport MIR1
Exons: 2
Coding region: 1-948 (315 amino acids)
Biological process (GO): mitochondrial phosphate ion transmembrane transport
Cellular component (GO): mitochondrial inner membrane
Molecular function (GO): phosphate transmembrane transporter activity
Source: RefSeq, a predicted model, not a curated record